AUAUUUGCUUACCUAAACUACGAGACUCCGGUCUCACGAAAACGUAUUGCUGAGAUCCUACUAAAUGGCCUAAAACGUCUGGAAUACCGUGGCUAUGAUUCAGCUGGCAUAGCCAUUGACAAAUGCUGUCCAGAUUGUUCUGAGGCCGCGAAGGAUAACUUCGUCCUCACUGUGAAAAGGACGGGCAAAGUAGUUGAACUGGAAAAGGCGAUCAAAGAUUGCUUGGGAAGCCAGCAUGAUGAUCCAAUCCUUACUACGCAUGCUGGAAUCGCGCACACUCGAUGGGCUACGCACGGUGUGCCAAGUGAAGUGAACGCUCAUCCCCUCCUUUCGGACAAAACUGCCGCCUUCUCCGUGGUGCACAACGGCAUCAUCACCAACUACAAGGACUUACGAUCCAUCCUUGUGAGUCUCAUUAACCCAACGCUAUCGGCUCCAUUGAGUGGAGUGCGGUUAAGAAAAGGCUGCAGAUUAGGUUCUUGUACUCUUCCAUGCGAAGUCAUACGUCUUGAGGCGAAUGGUUAG
Molecule: messenger RNA, 525 nt
Organism: Dibothriocephalus latus
Lineage: Eukaryota; Metazoa; Platyhelminthes; Cestoda; Diphyllobothriidea; Diphyllobothriidae
Source: the annotation of a GenBank genome assembly